UUUUUUUAGUACGGUGUGCGUAAUUUUAACACGUUAUGAUAAAUCAAAUUGCCCUUUGGCCCAUGGUUUAACAGCAGUUACAAUUGCUGAUGUUUUGAUUGCAUUUAUGAUAUAUAGACUUGUUCAAAUAGCUAGGAAGAAUUCAUCCGUGUAUAGAGUUUUACAAAGAACCAUGGCAACAGAGAGCAGUAAGUUCAGGGAAAUGUAUCCAGAUAUUGAGCCAUAUGAUACUGGAAUGCUGAAGGUAUCUGACAUUCACCAGGUCUACUACGAGCAAUCAGGAAAUAAGAAUGGGAAUCCUGUCAUAUUUUUACAUGGCGGACCAGGGGGAGGUACGUCGGCUAGAGAUAGAACAUUCUUUGAUCCGAAUGUUUACAGAAUUGUGCUGAUGGACCAAAGAGGGGCAGGAAAGUCUUUACCAGCUGCUGAACUCAAGGAGAAUACAACAUGGAACCUUGUGGCAGAUGUAGAGAAACUGAGAGAAAAGCUUGGUAUAGAAAAAUGGGUGGUGUUUGGAGGAAGUUGGGGAUCAACCUUGUCUCUCGCAUAUGCUGAAACUCAUCCUGAUAGAGUUAAAGCCCUUAUUCUGCGAGGAAUUUUCACGUUAAGAAGGAGGGAACUGAUAUGGUUCUACCAAGAUGGUGCUAGCUUUAUUUUCCCAGAUGCCUAUGAGGAAUACAUCAAACCCAUUCCUGAGGUUGAAAGAUGCGAUCUGAUUGGAGCAUAUUAUCGUAGACUGACAGGAAGUGAUGAGAAAGUCCAACUGGAGUGUGCGAAGGCAUGGAGUAAAUGGGAGCUGAAAACCUCAAAACUUUACGUAGAUGAUAGUUAUGUGGCGCGGGCGGAGGCAGAUAUCUGGGCGCUACAGUUUGCUAGAAUUGAAUGUCAUUACUUUGUCAAUGGAGGAUUUUUUGAACGUGAUGAUCAACUGUUAGCCAACGUAGACAAGAUACGCCACAUUCCAACAACGAUAGUUCAAGGACGAUAUGACCUGGUAUGUCCAAUGGAAACAGCCUGGAAACUGCAUAGGGCAUUUCCUGAAGCGGAAUUCCACAUCAUAGCAGAUGCGGGACACAGUAACAAGGAACCUGGUACCCAGUCCAAGCUUCUAGAUGCCUGUGAUAAAUACAAGAACCUUUAACUGGUACCCAGUCCAAGCUUCUAGAUGCCUGUGAUAAAUACAAAAACCUGGUACCCAGUCCAAGCUUCUAGAUGCCUGUGAUUAAUACAAAAACCUUUAAUAGCAGUUAAAUAAUUUAAUAGCAAUGACGUGUGUGUUAUAAUAAAUAACAUUUUACGUAAUUGCUAAAUGAAAAACUACAUAUUUGGUAUGAAAUAACAUUUACAUAGUUGUUGAAAUAACUGCUACAUAUUCGUUAUGAAAUAACAUUUUACAUAAUUAUCUAUUUUUAUUACAACCACAUUUUAAUUGCAAUAUCAUUUUAUUAAAUAGUUACACUUACAGUGUUGUUUAUACAAUAACAUUUAAAGUGGUGCAAUAACAUUUAAAUAAUUGAUACAAUAACAUUUACAUUAUAGUAAAUGUUAUAUAUAUCAUUUAAAGGCCCAUUUUGCCCUAGAAUGGAAGGCUUAUUUUUUUCACAAAAGCUUUUUAUUUUUGGUGUACUUUUAUAGCUUAACUUGUGACCAAAUGGACAUGUGGAAUAAGUCAGAUUUGACCUUGACCUUUAAAUGACCUUGACUGUCAAUGUCAAAGGUCAGAUGAUUAAAUUUUGCAUUUAUUUUCUUAACUUUGUCAUUUAUUUAUAGAAAUGAUGCAUACUUUGACAAAACAGCAAGUGUGACCUAUUAAAAUAAAACUAUGGAAAACCUUA
Molecule: messenger RNA, 1835 nt
Organism: Ruditapes philippinarum (Manila clam)
Lineage: Eukaryota; Metazoa; Mollusca; Bivalvia; Venerida; Veneridae
Product: probable proline iminopeptidase
Exons: 8
Coding region: 107-1141 (344 amino acids)
Biological process (GO): proteolysis
Cellular component (GO): cytoplasm
Molecular function (GO): aminopeptidase activity
Source: RefSeq, a predicted model, not a curated record